Effrenium voratum is the source of this 1047-nucleotide messenger RNA. NCBI's taxonomy places the organism in Eukaryota, Dinophyceae, Suessiales, Symbiodiniaceae. The record is from the annotation of a GenBank genome assembly.
AAUGUUUUCUGCAGCAUCAGUGAAGUGAGGCGACCAACUUGAUCUCCAGUGUGUUUUUAUUUGCCAACCUGGCAACCUACCUCGUGAGCGCGACGCAAGCACGAAGCCCGGAUCCCAGCUUUGUCAAUCAGCUUGGAAAGUGUUGCAAGGCUCCUAAGUUUGCCAUGCAAUUAUUUGGCUGCGCUGUGACGAGCAUGAUGCGACCUAACAAGCGGCAUGUUUGGAGAAUCCAUUCAAGCCUCAUCUCCUCAAGAACAUGUCGAUGUGGACACUGGAACUCUUGUGCACAAGCCGGAGACCUGACAUUGGGUUCUGUAUUUGUGCUUUAGCCGUUGUGCUUCAAAGCAUCCGGUGGGACCCUGUACCACAGGGAAAAAUGGCGAAGGCGAUGAAAGCAACGAAAGCAAUGAAAGCCAAAUGGGAGCUGAAGCCCUUCACCGCAAAGGAGAAGUCUCCCUGGAAAGCUGCGGUCUCCAGUGUCCGAAAGGAGUUGAAGGUCAGAAAGCGAGAUCACCCUGCCCUCUUCAUGCUGGGGGCAGCAGGGAAGCAUCUUUACGAAGCUGUGCAGGAACAGUACAAAAAAGCUGGGAGCAAGAAUUGGAAGCUGAAGAAGUUUUCCAAGAAGGAGAGUGCGCCAUGGAUUGCUGCUGUGGCUAGUGCGCAGAAGCAGCUGCACGUGAAAUCUCGAGUCCACCCAGCGCUUUUUCUUCUUUCAGUGGUUGGAAAGGAGCUGUAUGAGGCGGCGCAGGCGUUGUAUGUAAAGCCUCGGACGAAAGCAAUGAAAGCGAUGAAAGCAAUGAAAGCAAAGAAAGCGAUGAAAGCGAUGAAAGCGAUGAAGUGACAGCGAAAUGGCUGUUACUCUUUGCUAUUGGACUGAUCUCAUGUAUGGAUGCCCCGCAGGAUUUCCAGACAUUGAGUGCAGGUCUGUAUGCUUUAAGACUAGACAUAGCAGCUAUCUUCAGCAUGAACUCCUAGGUCUCACAUACCUGCAGCAAAAUGGCAUGCAGAAGGUUCAAAAGGGAGAAUGUUGAUUGAUUUGGCAUGUCC